AUGGAGGAAGAACCCAGGCACAGGAGGGAUAGAGGGUUUUCUGACACCACUUUGCCCUCUGGCGUCUCUUCUCUUUCAGACCCUAGCCUGGACUUGACUGCACUCUCCUGGGAGGUGGGCUGCGGAGCCCCCGUUCCUCUGGUGAAAUGUGAUGAAAACAGCCCUUAUCGCACCAUCACGGGAGACUGUAAUAACAGGAGGAGCCCCGCGCUGGGCGCCGCCAACAGGGCGCUGGCGCGCUGGCUGCCGGCGGAGUACGAGGACGGGUUCGCCCUGCCCUUCGGCUGGACGCAGAGGAAGACGCGCAACGGCUUCCGCGUCCCGCUGGCCCGUGAGGUAUCCAACAAAAUUGUAGGCUACCUGGACGAAGAGGGUGUUCUGGACGAAGACAGGUCCCUGCUCUUCAUGCAGUGGGGUCAAAUUGUGGACCACGACCUGGACUUCGCCCCAGAAACAGAACUGGGGAGCAGUGAGCACUCCAAAGCCCAUUGUGAGGAGCACUGUAUCCAGGGAGACAACUGCUUCCCCAUCAUGUUCCCGAAAAAUGAUCCCAAGUUGAAGACUCAAGGGAAAUGCAUGCCUUUCUUCCGAAAUGGGUUUGUCUGCCCCACUCCACCUUACCAGUCGUUGGCCCGAGAACAGAUCAAUGCUGUGACCUCCUUCUUGGAUGCCAGCUUAGUGUACAGCUCUGAGCCCAGCCUGGCCAGCCGUCUCCGGAACCUCAGCAGCCCGCUGGGUCUCAUGGCUGUCCACCAAGAAGCCCGGGACCACGGGCUGGCCUACCUGCCCUUUGUCAACAAGAAGCCGAGCCCCUGUGCGUUCAUCAACACCACUGCCCGCGUGCCCUGCUUCCUGCCGGGAGAUUCCCGAGCCUCAGAGCAGAUCCUGCUGGCCACUUCCCACAUGCUCCUUCUCCGAGAGCACAACCGGCUGGCCAGAGAACUAAAGAAACUCAACCCUCACUGGGAUGGGGAGAAGCUCUACCAGGAAGCCCGGAAAAUCCUGGGAGCCUUCAUACAGAUUAUCACCUUCAGGGACUACCUGCCCAUUGUGCUAGGCAGUGAGAUGCAGAAGUGGAUCCCGCCAUACCAAGGCUAUAACAACUCUGUGGAUCCCCAAAUUUCCAAUGUCUUCACCUUUGCCUUCCGCUUUGGCCACUUAGAGGUUCCCUCCACUGUGUCCCGCCUGGAUGAGAAUUACCAGCCAUGGGGUCCGGAAGCGGAGCUCCCCCUGCACACCCUCUUCUUCAACACCUGGAGGAUAAUCAAAGACGGUGGAAUUGACCCUCUGGUGCGGGGUCUGCUGGCCAAGAAGUCCAAACUGAUGAAUCAGGAUAAAAUGCAGACAAGUGAGCUGUGCAACAAGCUUUUCCAGCCCACUCACAAGAUCCACGGCUUUGACCUGGCUGCUGUCAACUUACAGCAUUGCCGGGACCAUGGGAUGCCUGGGUACAACUCCUGGAGGGGCUUCUGUGGCCUCUCACAGCCCAAGACACUGAAGGGGCUGCAGGCCGUGCUGAAGAACAAGAUACUGGCUAAGAAGUUACUGGAUCUCUACAAGACCCCCGACAACAUUGACAUCUGGAUCGGGGGCAACGCCGAGCCCAUGGUAGAAAGGGGCCGGGUGGGGCCUCUCCUGCCUCAUAGGGAGGCAAUUCCAGCAGAUCCGUGA
Molecule: messenger RNA, 1671 nt
Organism: Rangifer tarandus platyrhynchus (Svalbard reindeer)
Lineage: Eukaryota; Metazoa; Chordata; Mammalia; Artiodactyla; Cervidae
Source: the annotation of a GenBank genome assembly